AUGGCUUCCACCGAAGAAGACGCAGCUGCAGCAGAUCCAGAAACCGAAAUCGAAAACGACGAUGACCUCUGUCCAAUAUGUCGCCAACUCCUCCACCGCCCCGUCGUUACAGAAUGUUCCCACACCCUUUGUGAACUCUGCAUGACCGAAUGGGCAGAUGUUUCGGUAACUUCACAGAUGACUAUCGUCCCAUUGGCCGAGCGUCCUGAAGACUUUGUUGCAGCGAAUUUACAGGCAAAAUGUCCCAUGUGUCGAACUAUGUCGUCGGCGAAACGGUCAUUGGAAGUUGAAGAGAGAGUUAAAAGUCGAUACCCUGAUGUCUAUCGAAAAAGAGAUGAGGAAGCUAUAGCGGAGGAAGAGGCUAAGGAGAUCAGUAUUGAGACUUUGACGGUUUAUAUUGGGAAUACGGUUGUUCCGCCGGAGAAUUUGGAGGAUGAAAGGGCGUUGUUUAAUUGGGAGUUUUUUGUGAAUAUUUCGGAUACGAGUGUGGUUAAUGAGGUUGAGAUAUUGCUGCAUGAAACAUUCAAGAAACCGAGGCUUAUGAGAUAUAAGCCACCGUAUUCGGUCCGCAGACUCGGGUGGGGGACGUUUAUCGUCCGAGCGAAUGUGGUUUUGAAGUACGGUUACUCUUGGAUUAGUAGCGAUGCCGAGGAUACAAAGUAUGCAAAACGGGCAUCAUUACCGUUGGAAUGGGAGCUAUGCUUUGAUGAAGGUGGGAGUCAGGCUAGAUGUCAAUUGAAGAUCAAGAAGGAGGGGCGAUUGGUUCGGAGAGGUGUUAAUACUCGUAGUAGUGGUUGA
Orbilia oligospora ATCC 24927 is the source of this 798-nucleotide messenger RNA. RefSeq lists its product as uncharacterized. The coding region runs from base 1 to 798 and encodes 265 amino acids. Lineage: Eukaryota; Fungi; Ascomycota; Orbiliomycetes; Orbiliales; Orbiliaceae. The record is from RefSeq and is a predicted model, not a curated record. Gene Ontology annotation, biological process: regulation of DNA-templated transcription. The transcript has 2 exons.